AAUAUUCGCAUUUUAUUCGAAAUUACAUGCAGGCAUAGAUUUAUAAUUAAGUAUAUUAGUGCAGCCAUGGAUGCGUUUAAAACCAUAUAUCCUGUAUUAGCAGCAGUGUUUGUUAUUUAUGUUGUUUACAAAUUUUUAAAAAAACGUAGUGUUUUAAAAAAAGUUUAUAAAUUGCCUGGUCCUCCGAAACUUCCGAUUUUUGGAAACUUAUUUGAUUUAGUCAACUGUGAUUCAGUGCAACUAUUUGAAAGAUUUCGAGAGUGGGGUCGAAAAUAUUCUCCUCUUUAUUCAUUCGUUGUACUUGGCUUACCGGUAGUAGUUGUCACUGGACCUGAUGAGUUUGAAAAAAUCGCAUCUGGAUCAAAACACCUCACCAAAGGAAUUACUUACACUCUUGUAGAACCAUGGCUAGGAAAAGGACUUUUGACAAAUUCAGGUUCCCUGUGGCAGCAAAGAAGGAAGAUUUUGACACCUGCAUUCCACUUCAGUAUUUUACAGGAAUUCUUAAAAGUGUUUAACAAGGAAACUGCUAGGUUAGUGGAGAUCAUCAAACAAGAAAAUAAGAAAUCGGCCACAAAUAUAGUUCCAUUAAUUUCUCAAACCACAUUAAACACUAUUGCAGAAACAUCUUUUGGAACAACGCUAGAUUUGACCAAAAAAGACGACAAAAAUUAUGUCUCUGCAAUUCAUGAAAUGGGUAAAAUCGUGGUAUAUAGAAUAGUUAGACCUUGGUUCCAUACUUUAUUUUUAUUUAGUAUAUUAUCUUCACUCGGCGCUAAGUUCAAAGAAGCUUUAUCAACGCUGCACAGUUUCACAGACCGCAUUAUACUAGAACGAUCAAGAGAUUUUAAACCUUUUGAAGCUAAUACAGGCGGCGAAAUAAAGACGAAGAAACUAGCUUUUCUAGAUUUAUUGUUGAAUGCAAAACUUUCCAAGGGCAUCAUCGAUGACCAAGGUAUUAAGGAUGAAGUAAAUACAUUUAUGUUUGAAGGACACGAUACAACUGCCACAGGUAUAUCAUGGAUUUUACGUCAAUUGGCAACACAUAGCGAAUAUCAGGAUCAAAUUUAUGAAGAAAUUAUAUCUGUAUUAGGAGAUGCACAAAGACAACCAGACCUGAACGAUCUAAAUGAACUAAAGGUAAUGGAAAGAUUUAUCAAAGAAACUUUACGUCUUUACCCCGCUGUACCCAUAAUAUCAAGGACUUUGGAUGAAGAUACAGAACUCAAUGGAUAUUUGGUUCCUAAGGAGGCGCCUAUUGAUAUCUGGAUUUAUGACAUUCACAGAAACCCGAAAUAUUGGCCAGAACCUGAGAAAUUUGAUCCCGAUCGGUUUUUGCCCGAAAACUGUAAAAAUAGACAUCCAUUUGCUUAUGUACCUUUCAGUGCUGGACCAAGAAAUUGCAUUGGUCAGAGAUUUGCAAUGUUUGAAAUGAAGGCCAUUAUUUGUGGAAUUAUGCAGAAUUUCUCAGUGAAACUAGCUGAUAAAAAUGAAAAAGUUGAAAUAAUGACUGAUUUGGUACUAAGGAGUGCACACGAAAUUAAUUUGAAAUUUAUAUCUCGUACUAAUUAAUUUAUUCGAUUGUGUGAAUUGUAAGGAUCAUUAUAAUAUUUUGUUAUUGGCUGUGUUAUUGUUACUGUAUUAAAUUUUUUUCUUAGAGUUAAAUAUUUUCUUAGAUUAAAAUAUAAUAUUUUACAUGGU
Messenger RNA from Diabrotica virgifera virgifera (western corn rootworm), 1701 nucleotides. RefSeq names its product cytochrome P450 4C1-like. The transcript has 8 exons. Lineage: Eukaryota; Metazoa; Arthropoda; Insecta; Coleoptera; Chrysomelidae. The record is from RefSeq and is a predicted model, not a curated record. Gene Ontology annotation, molecular function: monooxygenase activity; iron ion binding; oxidoreductase activity, acting on paired donors, with incorporation or reduction of molecular oxygen. The coding region runs from base 67 to 1572 and encodes 501 amino acids.